This is a messenger RNA of Magnolia sinica, 2233 nucleotides long. Its product is annotated as probable protein phosphatase 2C 1. The record is from RefSeq and is a predicted model, not a curated record. Bases 1441 to 2067 code for a protein of 208 amino acids. Lineage: Eukaryota; Viridiplantae; Streptophyta; Magnoliopsida; Magnoliales; Magnoliaceae. The transcript has 8 exons.
UGUCAUCCAAGCAACAAUAGAGAAGAUCUUUAAUUCAUUAACUGGGAUCGUAUUCUUCGCAUUUUCCUUGAUCUUUGUUUUAAUAAUGCCUGUGGGAGUUUUGGUGCUCUCAUUGCUGGUCCCAAAGGUGGAUUAAGAGGGUUGUUUCAGGUUGGCUGCCGGCUUGAAACUUUUGCCACAAAUGACAAUGAAUCUUGACAACAUGACAUACUUCAAUUAGUUGGGAUGACGCGUAGAUAAUGAUGAUCAUUCCUUGCUAUUUGUUUUCUCAUCUGUUCCCAAUAUAUGACUCAUUUUUAUUUUUUAUUUUUUGAAAGGCACGACUCAUUAUUGGUUCCUGCAUCUCUAUAACAACGCAUAAACUUUCGAGAAAUGGUUGGUUGCCCAUGAAAACUUUUUCCUUGCCUUGCCAGGACCCAUGCGAAAAAGUAAAAGGAUAUUUAGAAAUCACCAAUGGCCUAUAUUCAUUAGUCACUUCCAUCUCACCUGUUGAACCAGGCUGGCUUUUUAGAACAGAGCAUGUUCACAUAUAUGCCACCUAGUACAUGUCUCGGAUCUGACACAAUGUGCCUUGUUGGUACAUGUUCCCUGAUUUUAUCAUCUGUGAAUUGCUUUACCAUCUCUCAUAUAUAUGGUUAAUGGAAAAUAACUGUUGUCUUUAACAAUCAACAGAAAAUUGUACAUCUAGGUAGCAUGGGCCAUGGCAUCCCCUUAACCUUGUAGCACCCAUGGCUAUUUCGACACCAUGACUUCUGUAGUGUCAGGAGCCAGGUUGCAUUUAUUGUCAUAAACAGUUGUCUUUUGAUGAUUGAUAUCUAAAUGAGCCUCUUUUUGGCAGAUAAGUGGUAUUGGUAACCAUAUACACGAAUACAUCCAUAAAUGGAUGUGUAUGGGUACUUGCGUGCAUGCACCACAAAUGCAUGUUUGACAAAAUAAAUUUGAGGAUGUGUUCAAAAUUUAAGAGACAAAAUAAAAAUUCAUGAAACUGAUUUCUUGUUUUUUCGAGGAUAAAAAUUCAUGAAAUUGAUUGCACAAGGAAAAGCCUUCAAAGUUCUAGCCGUAUCCAAACGACUUGUGUGAUUCGUUCUUGAGCUCCACGUGAUAUAGUGGGCCACAUACAAGCUAGCAUAGAAUGUUGAAAGACUAUUGUUUUAUUUGAAUUCAUUGAAAAUCACAUUCGUCUUUUGCUUAAUUGUAUAGGCAAAAUUGGUGGUGCUUUAGUCAAUGAUGGGUAGAGUAGGCUAGGGUUGGACAAUCUAGCCUCCAUUUUUAUUCCUUUUAUUUUUGAAAGGCAUCUAGCCCUUGAUCAAAUUCAUGAUGUUGAAGCUGUUAGUUGGAGAGACCAUUUGAGGUGUUCAAAGCUCUGAAAACUGUUGGUAGAGAUAAAGCCCCUAAGUUCAGAUUGCUUUCCUUCUGCAUUCUCUCAAAUCUUCUAGGAGGAUGUUAAGGGUGCAGUGUCUGAAGGACAAUCGGCUUAUUAGCCUCAUUGGGGGCCCAUAUAAAAUUUUAGCCAAUGCCCUUGUUGCCAGGCUCCGAAAAGUUUUGGGGGUUAUCAUUAUGAAGAUGCAAGGUGCUUUCAUAAUUGUUGCUAUGCUGGAGAAGAAUGGGACUCUGAAAAUUGCAAAUGUUGGAGACUGUGGACUAAGAGUUCUUCGGAAAGGCCAAGUUGUUUUUUCUACGUCUCCACAAGAACAUUCUUUUGACUGUCCUUACCAGUUGAGCUCUGAAGUGGUUGGUCAAACUUACCAAGAUGCCAUGGUUUGUAGUGUGCAACUAAUGGAGGGAGACACUAUUGUUAUGGGUUCAGACGGACUAUUCGACAAUGUUUUUGACAAUGAAAUAGUUUCUACAAUCUCUAGAUUUAGAGAUGCUUCCGAGGGUGCAAAGGCAUUGGCAGAACUAGCUAGCAAUCACUCGAAGGACAUCAAUUUUGACUCUCCCUACUCCUUGGAGGCCAGAAGUCGGGGUUUUGAUGUUCCACUUUGGAAGAAAGUUGUUGGAAUGAAACUAACAGGUGGGAAGCUAGAUGAUAUCACCGUGAUAGUGGGCCAUGUAGUAAGUACUUGAGAUGAUCAUAUAUUCUUAACAGAGCUGAAAAUGAAAAAGGGAAGAUUCAAGUUGGGUCUGUUUUGGAAUUCUUGAGGCUACGUUUGGGUACAUAAUUGAGCCGUAUAAGCUAUAUUCAGUUUAAUAAAAGAGGAAAUGACAAAAUAUAAUGAUGUUUCAGUAUUCA